CCUAAACGCAAAAAGAUUUUCGUGAACAUUUCAUGAACUUUAUUGUGUUUCUGUAAAAUGUCUAUGAGAUGUCUCCAAGUGUACAUCUUUUUUUUUAAUGAUGGGUCUGCAUAUUUUAUAUUAGUUUAGACUCCAUUCAGCCAUCCAUUUCUUUUCCGGUCUGUGGUGAAGUUGGUAAUAAUCCUCGACUAUCAGUAGCUACCUACCAGUUGUAUUUAAUCUAUAUCUUUUAUAUAAUUUAAGUUAAUAACUGCAUGUGGCUUUGACACAUCUGAACUUGUCAAAGAUGAAGGAACGACAAUUUGGUGUAAUUAGAAGUACUACGAAGAUAAUUGCUGGAAACGGGAAAAUGUUACUAAAUUAUACCAAGUACAAUAGAUUACAUGAAUAACAACAACGAAAAAUCGAAAAGAGUAGUAUUUUGAUCACUUUAGUUAUAGAUGCAGUAGGUGUCACUGAGCUGUACGUAACACAUUACGAGUGCAUUGGUGAGCCACUUGUAAUACCAAUUUAUGGAUUGAUAGCUGUAAAAAAAGUUGACCCAUAGGUCUCAACUGAAUCGAAACACUUAUUGUUUGUAACCUUUACCAAGAAACCUUAACCCAGACAUUAUACUGAAUUUAGAAAAAUGAGUCGAAUGGGUGAUAUUACAUAGUCAUUAUUAUUGAAAGUAAUACAGCAGAGAAAGGUAGACAGAACUGACUUAGAGGUGAGUCAUUUACUGGGUGGUUUUUGACCAGGAACAAGUGAAAGUGUAUUCAAUCUACGAACCAUCUGUGAAAGAGUAUCUGAAGCACAAAAAGACAUUUGCGUAUGUUUAAUUGACUACACUAAAGCGUUUGAUCGAGUCGAGCAUUCGAAGAUGAUAGAAUGUUUAUCUGGCAUUGGGACCUGUAGCUAAACUUCAUUGGGAACUGGCCGUAGCCCAAAGAACAGAGGAUGGAUUAACAACUAAAGUCAAAAUGAAGGGGUACGGCAGGAUUGUGUGCUACCACCAUGUCCGAUUUGUAUACUGAAAAAAAUAUUCAGAGAAGUCGAAGAUAUGGAAGUUGUGAAUGUAGGGGAAAUCAUUGAAAAUCUGAGAUAUUCAGAUGAUAGAACAAAUUCAGACUUACAGGUACGAUAGUUUGUAACAUCAGUCAAUAAAAAAAGAAAACCAUACAGAUGAAAAUGAACAUUACAAAAAUAAAAGGAAUUGUAGUGAUCAGAAGAAGCCAGUGCUAGAAGUUAAUAUCAGUCGCCAAACUUUUGUUUCUCUCGUAACUAUCGUUUGCAUUAUUUCAUUGUACUUUCAAAAGUGAUUGAUUUUACAGGAAUACAGUGUGGUGUAGUAUGAGGCAUUUUCCAUGUUAUGUGCAAUUAUUUGUCCUUAAUUGAAUUUCAUUUGUUAUGAUCAUGUUGGAAAAAUACGAGAACCCACCUGAGACCACUUAACGUGAUUGGUUACAUCAUGUUCAAAAAUAUUUUCUAUCGUGGCAUCACAGAAUAAACGGCCCAUCACAAUGCUUUGGGUAUAUAGUAUCCCCCAUUAUACACUAAAGAUAAACAACAAACCUCCUGGCCUGGAACCAGCUGAAGAGAAUUCUCUAGUUCUAUCAAAGUCAAUGAAGAGCGGCCGAUGUAGGCCCUCAAAAGAUGCCAGAUAAAAUAUUAACUUCACCAUUUCUGUGAAUUCCAUCUUUUUAGGUCUAAGAUUAUUAUAAAUCGAUGAAAUGAAAAAAGAUAAAAGUAAUUCUGAAUUUUACUACCCAGCAUAUAAAUAACAUUAUAUGCCUACAAACUCGUCCUAUCAAAUAUUAUUGUUUUCAGAUCAGAGUGAUCAAUAACAGGACAUUUCCAUAUUUUUGCGUCACCAUUAAUCAGAUGAAAAACAUAUACAUUACUGGGAAGCAUGCAGAGUUUUUACUACGCAAAGAUACUGUUUUUGAGCUUGGCAGUGGCGGUAACCUUUGUGCGAAUUUAUAUGUGCACGGUUUGCAAUGUCAUUUAAAAAGUCUGUUGUUAAGGACAUUGGGAAGCUAUUUUCUAACAAAAUUUCGGUAUUGUUUGCAUAAACUGACUCUUUCACGAUAUAAAUCUUUACGACAGUUAUCAUGGAGCUAGAAAUACCAUUUAAACUGUUUUUGUUUACGACAUUUCUUGCAAUGUUCACAAGACAACAGAAGGUGAAAUACACACGUGGUAUAGGUACCAAAGACGCCAUUUUACCGUCGUCUACAUUGAAGAAGGUGACAGCCGCGAGCGCUGUAAGCUGUACAUUGCAAUGUUCUCAAACUAAAGGAUGCCGUUCCUGGAACUACUAUAAAACUAGGAACAGAGAAAAUUGUGAACUAAAUUCCCUCAAGGCUCUCAACAGUGACAUACUAGUACGUCAUGACGGCGGGAUCUAUUAUCAGGACGCCAAGGAAGAAAUGGAUUGCAAUGAUCUGGAUGGUGCAGGAAUGUUGCCAAUUAAAAUAACAGGCUUUGGAACAAAGGAAGUUUAUUGUGACAACGGAUGGCUUGUUUUGAUGAGAAGAUAUGACAAUACAAUGAACUUUAACAGAAACUGGACUGACUAUAAGCUCGGUUUUGGGGAUCCCCGCCUACAGUUCUGGAUGGGCAAUGAGGCCCUUCAUGCGUUAACCAAUCAAGGAAAUUACUCCAUGCUGGUUGAUAUGUUGUCCUGCAACGGCAAUUAUUACUACGUCAAAUGGAACCUGUUUAGAAUUAAGAACGAAGCAAUGAAGUAUGCUGUUGACGCCAUUACUCUCGAGUCCUACAACACAACGAGCACUGCUGGACUUGAUGAAAUCCUUGGACUUCCUUUUGGAACCACUGACAACACUGAUACAACGUGUGCUGAGCGUCACGCCACGUAG
Messenger RNA from Lingula anatina, 2861 nucleotides. Its product is annotated as fibrinogen-like protein A. The record is from RefSeq and is a predicted model, not a curated record. NCBI's taxonomy places the organism in Eukaryota, Metazoa, Brachiopoda, Lingulata, Lingulida, Lingulidae.